Pieris macdunnoughi is the source of this 2607-nucleotide messenger RNA. NCBI's taxonomy places the organism in Eukaryota, Metazoa, Arthropoda, Insecta, Lepidoptera, Pieridae. The record is from the annotation of a GenBank genome assembly.
AUGUCGUUUUAUAAAUUCAAUCACAAAGGGAAAGGAGUCUCCCAGCAUCCAUGGGAACGUAUCAUCAAAGACCACUACCGAAACAAAAUAAAACAUAUUCAUAAUUCAGUACACAACUCGAAGUACCCAAAGACUGAGAAAAAAACCCCGCUAAUUGAUAGAGUGAAAUUUACGAUUAUAGGCGAUAUGGUGACAAAGGAAUUCAAUUACUGCAUCAAUAUAGCUAAAGGGUUAUUUAAGUAUCGACCCGCGGUUUUUGAACCGCCUGUAAUAAGAGGAGUGACAACAGUAGAAUGGCCGCAUGUUUUGAGUGAUAUAAAGAGACAAUACGGUACAAUGGCGUAUUGCUUGGAUAAUUCUGUGGCUAUAAUUCUAAACGAUAAAUUUCUCGGUGGCGAAAAGGAAUUCAGAGAAAUAAUUAUUGCUAAAUAUUAUUAUCAUAUUAUAUUGGAUUAUUAUAAGGAAGGUGUCGAUCAAUUCGUCAAAUACAUCCGAGCCUCUGGGAGACCCUGCGCAUAUAUGCACAUUUCAAUCGACUCGGAACACAGUGGCACGAUGAUAUUCAUGCUUUACGCAGACGUAGUACCCAAUACUUGUGUAAAUUUUCUCCGAUUAUGUCAAACCAAGAGGGGUGGCUAUGCUGGGACACCCGUACAUAGAAUAGUCAAAGAUGGUUGGAUACAGUGCGGUGGUUUUGGUCUGAAAAGUACAGAUUUAGAAUGCGAGAACUUUAUCAUCCCUCAUGACAGGCGGGGGGUGUUAUGCAUGGCUAACGACGGAAGACAUGUGGAUUGCUCAACUCAAUUUUUUGUUUUGCUACAACCAGCUGCGUGGAUGGCGUCGAAAUACGUUGCUUUUGGUCAACUAAUUGAAGGCGAAUCAGUUUUACAAAAACUUGAGACAGUUCCUACUUGGUACGAAUCUCCAAUGUCAGAAAUUUUGAUUCACAAAGCUGGUAUACUAAACAUGGAGUGUGAGCAUAUACCGAUAAAUAAAGGAACUAAUGAGUACAUACAAGGACACAUAGAAGACUUGAUUGCAUUAGGAGAUACAUUGAUUGAAGAAGUUCUAGCAAAAACAUUUUUGGAGAUCCAAUUUAGAGAAGUAGCUGGCGUAGCAGUAGAAGGCGAGGGUGAGGAAGCAGUUGGCGAAGAAAAAAGAAACAUUCGGGCAACGGAACGGUUUAUCCGUAAGAAAGAAGAAAUAGACAAGCAAUUAAAGAGUCAAUCUCUUGUUGACCCUCGGAGACCGUCAGCGGCCGAAAGCGAAACAAUAGAUGAAAAUAACGAAUUUGAUGUAGAACUUUACGAAUACGAGUCUGAAGAAAGCUCGUAUAAGCACAUUUCUCUCGUUGGCACUGUGAGUCUGGUCGUUCAACCGGAAAAACCUUUUUAUAUACCACUAACCGAUGUACUCGAUCCGGAAGAGAUUGAAUCUACUUAUGAUUUGAAGAAGUUUUUAAAAGGUGAUUAUUGUCUGGAAAGUGAUCUGGAAGACAAACUGCCAAAAAAAAUAAUUGCGCAAGAGCUAUCAUUCAUAUCAGAUAUUUUUAAAUUUGGAGAGGAUUCAGAGGAAAGCUCAGUCGAGUCAUUAGAAUCUGAAGACGAGCGUGAAAUUAGGAGAUACCUUAAGUUUAAUGUGGAUCGUGUCAGCUUCGCUGGUGACGUCAUUAAGGGAAUCGCUCGAGGUGUUGGAAAGUGUAAUCUGUUUGAAGGAACAAGAAAAUCGGAAUUAAUAACGGAUGAAGAAUUGAGAAGGUUUAGAAUAGCUUCUGUUGAUCGAAAAUCGAGAGACAUGGGCGAAAAAAAAGUCUCAAUAAGCGUCCCGUGGGCCGUCAGAGAACCCAGCAAAAUUAAAAGACGACAAACGGGAUUUGUUCGUAUGGAGGACUUGGAAAAGAUUCAUAUCAUACAAAGGCUCAGUUCGCACGAAUUCGACGAUGACGAUGGUUCACCGGCUGGCAGUCGGAAAGUGCGCAUAGCGGCGUCGGCGGUGGCUGCUCAAACUGGAUCUAGGCCAAUGCGUAGACCGACAGGCUUUGUGAGGCCGUCUCCUUUGAAAAUGUCCGACUCCGACAUUGAAGUCCGUAGACAAUCCGUGUUGACCCGUUUAUACGAGAACGUGACUUUGGAUGAUGACGACGACGGUCCCACGCUAAAGGAAUACAGGCCCGCCGGGGGAUCGCAACACAAAAACGUGAUGUUGACCUACAGCUCGCCAAAUUCCCGUAUAAAAAGCGACGAAAACGCAAGAGAGAAAUAUCUCAGGCAUUCGUUAACAGCGGAAAAAGAAUCAUUUGAGGAGAUACUCAAUCUGCAGCACGGCAAAAAGUUCGUAGCUCGUAAGAUAUCCUCCGAUUACGUCAAAACUAUUGACCAAGUGGAACAAAAUACAGUCGAAACGUCCAUAAGGAGCGUCGAGUUCUCUAAAAGCCGCCCUUCUAUGUCCGUGUCCCAGUAUCAAGCGAAGAACCAAGAGUACAAAAAGAAAAUUAAAAGCGUGUCCCAACUGAAGGAAAAACUAUGUUCUAAAGAGAGUGGAAUGAGGUCAUCCGGGUUACGUCUUCCCGGCGACACGCCGCUCUAUUCAGAGACAAACGUCGCUUGA